Molecule: messenger RNA, 1326 nt
Organism: Westerdykella ornata
Lineage: Eukaryota; Fungi; Ascomycota; Dothideomycetes; Pleosporales; Sporormiaceae
Exons: 1
Coding region: 436-1101 (221 amino acids)
Source: RefSeq, a predicted model, not a curated record
CGAGCUGGUGGGUGAAGAAAGAGCCCGGACGGUAUCUGAUUUUCUUUGGCCGGUGCAACCCUAAGGCGGUUGCGCUUGCCAAUGCUCACUGUUCCAGAGCUUGCCAUUCGCGGGCGUCGACUGCAGCUUGGAGGAUACUUCAAAGCAUGCUCGGCGUUUGUAGCUUCCCAGAGCUGCAGUUCAUUUCUUUCUUAACCGUUCAGGAGGCUGCUUCUUCCUCUGUUUUGGUCCAUCUGCCUCGAUCCAUUUUAGUCGAGCAUCUUCAGUGGCAUCCAGUAUUGUCCAAGUCUUCGUCAGACCUGAUCGCAUCAAGUCACCUCCGAGAAACAACCUAGUCUGGUCCGUGGCUAGAUUAUUAAGAGGUUGGACGCGUCGAAGUCGGCGCACAGUGGGGAAGCACAACAAAUCGCGAACCGCAUCCACCAAGACCGCCCUAUGACGACGACAAGGACUGCUUACCUCCCGCAGCAUCUCCCACCUCUCCCCGCUCCCCUUGAGAUUCGAAAGAAACCCCGCAAGCGUCUUUGGUUCACGCAUCGAAAGCCUCCUCGCACACAGACAUCCGACUCUCCAGGCCCGCUUGACGAUAUCAUUUCCGAGAUUGCUCGUGAUAUUCGCCGCUCGCCUUCCUUCGACCCGUGGGAAGCUUGUCCCGAGUUCGAAGAUCUGUUUACCUGGGGAAUUCUUCCCUGGUCUGUCAGCCAUGCUCCGAGCGAGCGACCUUUAUCGGUGCGGAAGACGCGAAGCAGCAGGAGCCAUACUACAUCAAGCGCAUCUGGUUCGUCCUUCAGCUACGCGAUGGCUUCUGCCGGGUCCGAAGACGGAGGCGAGUGUGGUUGUCACCGUCCUCCUGUUGCGAGUCGUCAAACUUCGCAUGCCGUUUGUGUUUCUUCUCUGCUCGAGGUCUCUGCACAGCCUACUCGUGCGGCGGGAUCCCUUACCUCACGCAUCGUCUCCUUUAGAAAGGAAUCCCGCCAGCAAGAAGACAUUGUGCAGCAACACACUCCUGCGAUGGACGGCGAUGCAGAGUCUACUUCCAGGUCUUGUCGAUCCCACGGUCUUCGGAAGCAUUUCUUUUCCCUGUCCAAGAGAAGAGCGUAGAGAAAGUGGGCUUGAGAACCGGUGACCCAGCCAAGGAGGAUGGACCUUAAGCACCCGGUUCAGCGGCUGCACCUCUUCUAACUCCGUGACGCUGGGGUCCCAACGAGUCGGGACCCGGGCGAGGAUGGAAUAUGCAUCACUACUCUUAUGGCCAAAUAGGCACGGGGGAGGAUGACGGAGUAGUCAUGUAUCAAUACAAUUAGUGUCAUGAAGGGUUAUUUCCAU